This is a messenger RNA of Scomber japonicus (chub mackerel), 794 nucleotides long. Its product is annotated as ladderlectin-like. The coding region runs from base 235 to 642 and encodes 135 amino acids. The transcript is spliced from 4 exons. NCBI's taxonomy places the organism in Eukaryota, Metazoa, Chordata, Actinopteri, Scombriformes, Scombridae. The record is from RefSeq and is a predicted model, not a curated record. Gene Ontology annotation, molecular function: signaling receptor activity.
UCAAAUUUGAAAUGGUGACAAACUGUCUUUUGUAGAUUGUACUAAAUGAUGCAGAAGUGCCACUGAGGAAAGAUUCAUAAUCUCUACACAGGGAAUUAUUUUUAAUAAAGUCAAUUUUAACUGGUUUGUUUUCCAGAGGCGACGCCAGGACCUUUGACGACCCAGGCGGCUGAAAGAACAACCAAAGACCAACCACUUCCUGUGACGGAGGCAGGAAAAAGGACAUUGGGUGACAUGAAGCCAAAUGGGGAAGAUUGUCUUCCUGAAUGGGUGCGAUAUGGAACCAGAUGCUUUAAACUCUUAACCACACCAAAGACCUGGAUCAAUGCCGAGAAAGAAUGUAAUGCAUUUAUUGCCAACCUCGCCUCCAUCCACAACCCGUGGGAACAUGAUUUUCUCUACAGCCUAGCGAAACAGACAAAUCAAGGAAUAGUUUGGAUCGGUGGCUCAGAUGCUGUUAAAACCUCUACAUGGUUAUGGAGUGAUGGAUCCAUAUUUGGUGGUUACACUAACUGGGGCAGUGGUGAGCCGAAUGGCUCGCAGGAAAGAUGCAUGGAAAUGAACUCUCAAGGGUGGAAUGAUCAAAAUUGUGACGACAGUCGUCCCUUCAUCUGUGGAACAAGACCAUUUGGACCAGUUUAACUCCCUUAAUCAAAGUGUUCUGUGUGUGUGGUCUUCUACAGUCAGCACAGGAUCACAAGUUUAUAACCUUUGUAGAUCAGAUGAAACUAUCAGAACCAAUGAUAACAUUUCUGUAUUCUGCAUUUGGAAAAUAAAGCAUUUCCUCUUAUGUC